GCGAGUGUCCUGGUGGCCGAGGGGAGGGGUCAGCCGCCUCCGCGCAUGCCCCGUGCGCUCGCAGGCCCGGCGGUAGUGAUGGCGGCUCGUUGCGUGAGGCUGGCGCGGCACAGCCUCCCGGCUUUGGCGUUGUCUCUCAGGUCCUCUCCUCGACUGCUGUGCACAGCUACAAAACAGAAGAACAAUGGCCAGAACUUGGAAGAGGACAUGGGUCAGAAUGAACAGAAGACAGAUCUGCCCUCUGCAGAGAAGACACUGAUGGAAGAGAAGGUCAAGCUGGAAGAGCAGCUAAAGGAGACCAUGGAAAAGUAUAAGCGAGCUUUAGCAGAUACUGAGAACUUGCGGCAGAGGAGCCAAAAACUGGUGGAGGAGGCGAAGCUAUAUGGUAACUUUCAACAUUACAUGGUAUUGAUCGUGGGGAAACACGGGGCAAGGGAGGGGGUGCCAGGCAGAGUGGUCAGCCCCGUGAGGAGGUGGGGAGCCUGCAGGUUGCACUCCCUCCAGGUUUUGAGGUGGGUCAGCCGUUGUCUAGAAGGAGCCAAAUUGCCCUUACGACUCGCACUCGGAGUGCUGAGCGUGGUUCCUUCAACGAGGGGCGUGUGCCCUGCUCUUCCACACCGAGACCUCAGUGUGAGCCUGCAGGUAACGAGCAGGUCGGCUCCGUGAGGUUCAGUUCCUCAGCCGGAGCAGCCCUAACGUUGGUCUCGCUUAGGGCCUCCUCACAUUCUGUCUGCACUGUCACCUUUGUAUGUUUCCGUCAUCAUCCUUCCCGUUUUUACAGUUGAGGUCAGUGAGGCUGAAAUGACUUGCCAUUCAGCACAGACCUGGUAGUGGCGCUGGCACUGAGGCCCGUCUCCCAACCCCAGAUGUGUCGUGUUGAUUACCCAAAAGCCUACCCUUUGAGUACCUGUGGGGACGGAGCUUUCAGUCCCCCUGUCGUAGAUGCAGAACCUCAGGUUCACAGUAAGACCUUGGGUGCUCACAGUGGAAACUAUUGAUAAGAUCCGAGUUCAACACAGAGAACAAAUCUCUCUUUUUAAAAAAAAUUUUAUUGAAGUAUAGUUGAUGUACAAUGUUGUGUUAAUUUCUGCUGUACAGCAAAGUGAUUCGGUUAUACAUAUAUAUAUAUUCCCUUUUUUAUAUUCUUUUCCAUUAUGGUUUAUCACAGGAUAUUGACUAUAGUUCCCUGUGCUCUACAGUAGGACCUUGUUGUUUAUCCAUCCCAUAUAUAAUAGUUUGCAUCUGCUCAUCCCAAACUCCCACUCCAUCCCUUCCCCACUCGCCUGCCUUGUCCACCACAAGUCUGUUCUCUGUGAUUCUGUUUUUGUUUCAUAGAUAGGUUCAUUUGUGCCAGACUUUAGAUUCCACAUAUAAGUGAUAUCAUAUGGUAUUUGUCUUCCUCUUUCUGACUUACUUCACUUCGUAUGAUAAUCUCUAGUUGCAUCUGUGUUGCUGCAAAUGGCAUAAUUUCGUCUUUUUUUUAAUGGCUGAGUCAUAUUUCAUUGAAUAUACAUAUAUACCACAUCUUCUUUAUCCAUUCAUCUGUCAUUGAACAUUUCCAUGUUUCCAUGGCUUGGCUAUUGUUAAGUAGUGCAGCUGUGAACAUAGGAGUGCAUGUAUCUUUUUGAAUUAUGGUUUUGUCUGGAUGUAUGCCCAGGAGUGGGAUUGCUGGAUCAUAUGGCAACUCUAGUUUUAGUUUUUUUGAGGAACCUCCAUACUGUUCUCCAUAGUAGCUGUACCAGUUUACAUUCCCACCAACAGUAUAGGAGGGUUCUCUUUUCUCCACACCCUCUCCAGCAUUUGUUAUUUGUAGACCUUUUAAUGGUGGCCAUUCUGACUGGUGUGAGGUAGUACCUCAUUGUAGUUUUGAUUUGCAUUUCUCUAAUAAUUAGCGAUGUUGAGCGUCUUUUCAUGUGCUUAUUGGCCAUCUGUAUGUCUUCUUUGGAGAAAGGUCUAUUUCAGUCUUCUGCCCAUUUUUUGAUUGAGUUGUUUGGUUUUUUGUUAUUGAGUUUUAUGAGCUGUUUGUAUAUUUUGGAAAUUAAGCCCUUGUAGGUUGCAUCAUUUGCAAAUAUUUUCUCCCAGUCUGUAUGUUGUCUUUUUGUUUUGUUUUUAGUUUCCUUUGCUGUGCUAAAGCUUGUAAGUUUGAUGGGACCCAUUUGUUUAUUUUUGCUUUUAUCUCUAUUGCCUUGGGAGACUGACAUGAGAAAACAUUGGUACAAUUUAUGUCAGAAAAUGUUUUGCCUUUGUUCUCUUGUAGGAGUUUUACGGUGUCUUGUCUUAUAUUUAGGUCUUUAAGCCAUUUUGAGUUUAUUUGUGUGUAUGGUGAGAGGGUGUGUUCUAACUUCAUUGAUUGACCUGUGGCUGUCCAACUCUACUAACACCACUUGCUAAAGAGAUUGUCGUUUCUCCAUUGAAUAUUCUUGUCUCUUUUGUCAAAGAUUAAUUGACCGCAGGUGUGUGGGUUUAUUGCUGGGCUCUCUGUUCUGUUCCAUUGAUCUAUAUGUUUGUUGUUGUGCCAGUACCAUGCUGUUUUGAUUACUGUAGCUUUGUAGUAUUGUCUGAAGUCUGGGAGGGUUAUGCCUCCAGCUUUGUUCUUUUUCCUCAGGAUUGCUUUGGCAGUUCUGAGUCUUGUGGUUCCAUAUAAAUUUUAGGAUUAUUUGUUCUAGUUCUGUGGAAAAUGUCAUGGGUAAUUUGACAGGGAUCACGUUAAAUCUGUAGAUUGCUUUGGGUAGUAUGGCCAUUUUAACAGUGU
Messenger RNA from Physeter macrocephalus (sperm whale), 2752 nucleotides. Its product is annotated as grpE protein homolog 1, mitochondrial-like. Gene Ontology annotation, molecular function: protein homodimerization activity; protein-folding chaperone binding; adenyl-nucleotide exchange factor activity. Gene Ontology annotation, biological process: protein folding; protein import into mitochondrial matrix. The record is from RefSeq and is a predicted model, not a curated record. Gene Ontology annotation, cellular component: PAM complex, Tim23 associated import motor. The transcript has 3 exons. The coding region runs from base 46 to 666 and encodes 206 amino acids. NCBI's taxonomy places the organism in Eukaryota, Metazoa, Chordata, Mammalia, Artiodactyla, Physeteridae.